GAACAAGAGACCACUAGCACAGUGACCCUCACCCGGAGAGAAGCUGACUGCUCGGUGUUGUGCGCACGGCCUCCGGCAGGCAGGCAGGCUGGCCUCGAGCCGGAGAUGGCGUCCCUCGGCGCGGGGUUGCACUUCAGCCGCAAGCGGGCAAUGGGGAGGAGCACGGCGGUGGAGAGGAGGAACCUGCUCACCGUGUGCCGGUUUUCAGUGAAGACUCUCCUGGACCGCUCCUGUUUCGAGAGCAUGGACGACUCAUCUGCAGAGUUGGUCAACUUUGUGUCUAUCUUGGAGCAUAUCCUCAACCAUCGACUGAAAGGUCAGACAAUGUGGUUUGGCUACGAGAGUCCUCGGAGUUUCUGGGAUUUCAUCAAAGCUGCCUGUGGUAAAGUCCCUCAUAAUUGCAUCCGAAGCAUCGAGUGUAUGGAGAAUGUGCGGUCAUCCAAAGCUAAGGGUCGAGCUUGGAUCAGAGUGGUUCUUAUGGAGAAGAGAUUGUCUGAAUACAUCUCGUCCGCUCUCAGGGACCUUAGAACUACCAGGUGUGAUUGCAGGAAGUUUUAUGAGGAUGCGGCGAUCAUGCUGGGAGAGGAGGCGGGGCUUCUGGCCGACACACUCAUUGGACUCAACACCAUUGACUUCAGCUUCUGUCUGAAAGGCGAGGGUCUAGAUGUCGGCGGCCCCUCGGUCAUCGACUAUACGCCUUACUUGAAGUUCACUCAGAGCGCAGACAGCAUCAGUAGCGAUGAGGAGGAAUUGCGCACCCUGGGCAGCAGCGGAAGCGAAAGCAGCACCCCAGACAAGAUGGCCACGGCCGCCUCCAUCUUCACCGAGCAGAGCAACUUGGUCAGCAAGUGCAAGCGCUUUGAGCAGAAAUAUCGCAUGGCGCUGGAGCAGAAGGCUUACCUGGAGGAGCUGGUGCGUCUGCGCGAGUCGCAGCUGGCGGAGGCGUCGUCGCAUCACAAAGCUCUUGAGCAGAGCCUGGUGGACAUGCACUUGGCUCACUCGCUCGAGAAAGAACAGCUAGAGUUUAUCAUUUUGGAACUGCAGGAUCAACUGACAGUGUUGAAGAACAAUGACUUGCGGUCGCGACAGGAGUUGACAGCCCACCUGACCAAUCAGUGGCCGUCUCCUGACACUUUGGACGCCAACGCCGUUGCCUUGGACGCGCUGUUGUACAGGAAGAGCCCUGGACAGUGGGAGGACAAGAGCCUUCACAAUCUGCCUACGGACAUGAGCCUAUCACAGAUGUCCCUCGAACCAUCACACACGCUAACGCUGGAAGCCAAACCACACUGGCCCCACCAAGGAAAAGAGCAGACGCCGUCUCUCCGAGGACUGUGCGGGUCUCUCACCUCGGUCAACAGUUUCAGGUCUCUGGCCAGUCUGAGGUCCAACGAGUGUCUAGCCAGUCCUGCCGCUGAGGUCAGCAGCCCGGGCUUCACCCCCACAUAAGGCCCCACAGCACAACUCAACCAGCCAUAUUCUCAGAGUACUAUUAUGUUGUUCUUCGUAGUAAUGUACAUUCUUAGUGCACUUA
This is a messenger RNA of Phycodurus eques (leafy seadragon), 1534 nucleotides long. RefSeq names its product RUN domain containing 3b (gene rundc3b). Lineage: Eukaryota; Metazoa; Chordata; Actinopteri; Syngnathiformes; Syngnathidae. The record is from RefSeq and is a predicted model, not a curated record. The coding region runs from base 106 to 1449 and encodes 447 amino acids. The transcript is spliced from 11 exons.